GUGAUUCAAGCUUUCUAUUUCAAAUGUAAUGAGUUUCUUUCAUUUUCAGGCUGACUACCAGUUCAAAACAAUGCAAGUACAAUGGGGAUUUCCACAACAGGAGAUUAUGGUCUGUGCAAAAUGUUAAAACUCUAUUUAUCAGAAACGUUCUUUUAACCAAAACUUAAUUAUUUCCCUUGUGCAAAUAAUGUAUUCAAUAAACAUCAAUUAUCCAAAUAUUUUUGAUAUUCCCAAAACACUUCAGCCAAAGGGAGUAUUAUGUAUUCUCUACAAAGAAACUGAUUUGGAAGACAGAAAUAUUAUAAAAGCAUACCUGCUGAAAAAUGUUAGAAUUCUGCGAGCCAACAAACCUGGCAAGUUAAAGGACAUGAUCUGUCUACAUACAAACUAACAAAAAUAUUUAAAAUACAUAUAAACCAAUACGAGAACCCAGAGCUGGCUUCAUUACGUCAUCAUUUCCUGACUAUACAGAAGCGUUUCUAUUUUAGUAAGUUGAAGCUGUACAGACAGAAGCAAUCUAAACCUUCUGCAGAUCUGAGGGUACAAAACAAGCAUCACUGAAGUAACUUUAUAGUGCAUAAAGGGAUCAUGUUUUAAGAGGAGAAAAAAAUGAAUAAACACAAUCAAAGUCAAAACAUUAUGCCAGGAAACUUGCACCCAGAAGAGUACAGGAUUGCAUCACUUGUCUUUUAUAGUUUUAUAUUCAUAAUUGGAUUGCUAGUGAACAUCACUGCACUAUGGGUCUUCAGCUGCACCACCAAGAAAAGAACAACUAUAACAGUCUAUAUGAUGAAUGUCGCAUUCCUUGACUUAAUUUUUAUAUUUUCCGUACCUUUUCGGAUAACCUACUAUGGAAAAGAAGCUUGGCCAUUUGGAGAUAUAUUCUGUCGGAUUCUUGGUGCUUUCACUGUGUUUUAUCCAAGCAUUGCUCUGUGGCUGCUUGCUUUUAUAAGUGUCGAUAGAUAUAUGGCCAUUGUCCAGCCCAAACACGUCAAAGAACUUAGGAAUACAAGGAAAGCUCUGCUAGCUUGCAUUGGUAUCUGGAUAAUGACCCUGGCAUCGACGUCCCCUUUGCUAUUUUUAUAUUCGGAUCCAGAUAAAACCUCAAAUUUUACUACCUGCAUGAAGAUGCUUGAUAUCAUCCAUCUAAAGGAAGUCAAUAUGUUAAAUUUUUCUCGUUUGAUUUUUUUUUUCUUGAUUCCCCUGUUUAUCAUGAUUGGAUGCUAUCUAGUGAUUAUUUACCAUUUUGUCCAUGGCAGGACUUCCAAACUGAAACCCAAAGCUAAGGAAAGAUCCAUAAAAAUUAUAGUUACUCUGAUUGUGCAAGUGCUUGUCUGCUUUGUGCCCUUCCACAUCUGUUUUGCCUUCCUGAUGCUGCAAGACGAAGACCAGAGUUACAAUCCAUGGGCAGCCUUUACCACCUUUCUCAUGAAUCUCAGUACAUGCUUAGAUGUUAUUCUGUACUAUAUUGUUUCUAAACAAUUUCAGGCUAGAGUCAUCAGUGUCAUGCUUUAUCGCAACUAUCUUCGAAGCGUGCGCAGGAAGAGUUUUCGAUCUGGGAGUUUAAGGUCACUAAGUAAUAUAAACAGUGAAAUGAUAUAAACAAAAUCAGAAGAUUCUUAUAAUGGGGCCAAGUGACUUUCACUGAAGUUUUGACAUUUCAACUUGGUUGUAUUCAAGAAUGCUCUGGAGUUGGCAAUAUUGGGACACAUUAGAUCUGUGGUAGCAUAAUUGUGGGACAAGUGGAAUACCAAAGACUUAAAAUAUUAAUGUUUCAUCAAUGUGUUUUACAUUUUUCAUAGUAAAUCCAGGAGAACUAAGAUAUUUAUGAUCUACCAUCUGGGUGAAGUAGGCAAAUAAAUAUAUUGUCCGUGAUGUACUGCCUCUCAAUCAAAUGUAAAUAUUUCCCAGUGUAAAAAAGUCAUUGUCCAUGCUAGUGUAUAUACACUUUAAAUAAAGCACAUGCAGAAUUUCAGUGUGACCACUAGUUAACACAUCUGCUUAUAUAUGAUGCAUUAAGAUUUUAUAUUUCCAUGCCAGAUAGUAUAUGAAAUCAAAGUAUCUAUUAUAUUCAUAAGUUCAGCUUUUUCCAGGAGAACAAAAACAUGAACUGAAGCUAAAGUUUAACUGAUAUUUACAUUUGGUUUACAUAAAAUCUCUUUUAUGUAGCAGUA
Messenger RNA from Malaclemys terrapin pileata, 2174 nucleotides. It is a transcript of the gene GPR18, whose product is annotated as G protein-coupled receptor 18. NCBI's taxonomy places the organism in Eukaryota, Metazoa, Chordata, Testudines, Emydidae. Gene Ontology annotation, molecular function: G protein-coupled receptor activity. The transcript is spliced from 2 exons. The record is from RefSeq and is a predicted model, not a curated record. Gene Ontology annotation, biological process: phospholipase C-activating G protein-coupled receptor signaling pathway; positive regulation of Rho protein signal transduction. Gene Ontology annotation, cellular component: membrane. The coding region runs from base 610 to 1602 and encodes 330 amino acids.